AUGGCCUGGACAGAGAAGGGUGCUGGUAAUGGCAAAGAGACAAACCCAAUUGGAGAAAAUGGUUUCUUGAAAGAAGUAAAGCCGUCUUCUGGCACGAGAGGCUCUUUGGGUGGCCUUAGUCCUACAAAGAAGAAAUUUGAAGGAAAGGAUGCUCUCUCUUAUGCCAACAUUAUUCGUUCUAGGAACAAAUUUGCCGACGCGCUUACUAUUUAUGAGGGUGUACUCGAGAAAGAUAGUGGAAAUGUUGAGGCGAACAUUGGCAAGGGGAUUUGCCUGCAAAUGCAGAAUAUGGGAAGGCUUGCUUUCGAGAGUUUUGCGGAAGCUAUCAAACUAGACCCACAAAAUGCAUGUGCCCUCACGCAUUGUGGUAUUCUGUACAAGGAUGAGGGUCGCCUGGUGGAGGCAGCUGAGUCAUAUCAGAAGGCUCUGGGAGCAGAUCCUUCAUACAAACCAGCGUCAGAAUGCCUUGCUAUUGUGUUGACAGAUCUUGGAACGAGCUUAAAGCUUGCUGGCAACACUCAGGAGGGGAUACAGAAGUAUUAUGAGGCUAUCAAAAUAGAUCCACAUUAUGCUCCAGCAUAUUAUAAUCUUGGCGUUGUCUAUUCUGAAAUGAUGCAAUAUGACAUGGCCCUAAAUUGCUAUGAGAAGGCUGCACUAGAGAGGCCCAUGUAUGCUGAAGCAUAUUGCAACAUGGGUGUUAUCUAUAAAAAUCGUGGAGAUUUGGAGUCCGCAAUCGCUUGUUAUGAGAGAUGUUUGGCAGUGUCUCCAAAUUUUGAGAUCGCAAAGAAUAACAUGGCAAUUGCCUUGACAGAUUUGGGCACAAAGGUUAAACUGGAGGGAGAUGUCAACCAAGGCGUGGCAUACUACAAAAAAGCUCUGUACUACAAUUGGCACUAUGCUGAUGCCAUGUAUAAUUUAGGUGUUGCCUAUGGUGAAAUGCUGAAGUUUGACAUGGCAAUCGUGUUUUAUGAACUUGCCUUCCAUUUCAAUCACCAUUGUGCAGAGGCAUGCAACAAUUUAGGAGUGAUAUACAAGGACCGCGACAACCUUGAUAAAGCUGUGGAGUGCUAUCAGUUAGCUUUAUCGAUCAAACCGAACUUCUCUCAGUCAUUAAACAAUCUUGGAGUAGUGUACACUGUCCAGGGUAAAAUGGACGCUGCUGCAACCAUGAUUGAGAAAGCUAUUGUUGCAAAUCCCACCUAUGCAGAGGCAUAUAAUAACUUAGGGGUUCUGUACAGAGAUGCUGGUAAUAUAUCUCUGGCUAUUGAAGCAUAUGAGCAGUGCCUUAAGAUAGAUCCUGAUUCUCGAAAUGCAGGCCAGAAUCGAUUGCUUGCGAUGAACUACAUAAAUGAAGGAACUGAUGAUAAACUAUUUGAGGCUCACAGAGACUGGGGCAGGCGCUUCAUGAGGUUAUAUCCACAGUACACUUCAUGGGACAACCCAAAAGAUCCGGAAAGGCCACUUGUUAUUGGAUAUGUAUCUCCUGAUUAUUUUACUCAUUCUGUGUCAUAUUUCAUUGAAGCACCCCUCAUUCACCAUGACUAUGCGAAUUACACUGUGGUUGUUUACUCGGCAGUUGUGAAGGCAGACACAAAAACUAGUAGAUUUAGAGAGUCGGUCUUAAAAAAGGGGGGAAUAUGGAGGGAUAUCUAUGGAAUUGAUGAGAAGAAGGUUGCAAGCAUGGUGAGAGAAGAUAAGGUUGACAUCUUGGUGGAACUUACUGGACAUACUGCUAACAAUAAGUUGGGAAUGAUGGCUUGCCGGCCUGCACCUGUUCAGGUGACUUGGAUUGGCUACCCAAAUACAACUGGUUUGCCUACCAUUGAUUAUAGGAUGACUGAUGCACUGGCUGACCCUCCUGACACAAGACAAAAGCAUGUUGAGGAGUUGGUUCGAUUACCGGAGUGCUUCCUUUGUUAUACACCAUCCCCGGAAGCUGGGCCCAUACCUCCGACUCCUGCUCUUUCUAAUGGCUUUAUUACUUUUGGUAGCUUUAACAAUCUAGCAAAGAUAACACCUAAAGUGCUGCAAGUUUGGGCAAGGAUUCUAUGUGCAGUUCCAAACUCUCGACUUGUAGUGAAGUGUAAGCCUUUCUGUUGUGAUAGUGUUAGGCAGAGAUUUCUUUCAACAUUGGAGGAGUUGGGGUUGGAAUCAUUGCGUGUUGAUCUUUUGCCUCUAAUUCUUCUGAACCAUGAUCAUAUGCAAGCAUAUGCCCUUAUGGAUAUCAGCUUGGAUACUUUUCCAUAUGCUGGAACAACUACAACAUGCGAGUCUCUGUACAUGGGAGUUCCAUGUGUCACUAUGGGAGGUUCAGUACAUGCUCAUAAUGUUGGUGUGUCUCUCCUAAACACAGUUGGAUUAGGACACCUGGUUGCAAAAUCUGAAGAUGAAUAUGUCCAACUUGCCCUGCAGUUAGCUUCGGAUGUUACUGCACUCUCGAAAUUGAAAAUGGGUCUACGAGAUCUCAUGUCCAAGUCCCCUCUUUGUAAUGGAUCAAAAUACAUCCUUGGUUUGGAGUCAACAUAUCGGAAUAUGUGGCGCAGGUACUGUAAGGGUGAUGUGCCAUCUUUAACGCGUAUGGAAACGUUACAGCAGCAGGUUGUUUCCAAAGAGUUUGCUGUCAAAUUGUCAGAACCAACAAGGAACAUGAUUUCUCUAGGAAGUCCCUUCGGAUUGAUCAAGGAAAAUGGAUUUAAUUUGGGGCUGCCUUUCAAUCCUUCCACUGGAGAAGAAAAUGGGGUUGAGUUGAAUCAGACUACUACCGCAGUAAAGUUGAGCUGA
Molecule: messenger RNA, 2781 nt
Organism: Ilex paraguariensis (yerba mate)
Lineage: Eukaryota; Viridiplantae; Streptophyta; Magnoliopsida; Aquifoliales; Aquifoliaceae
Source: the annotation of a GenBank genome assembly